This is a messenger RNA of Anopheles funestus (African malaria mosquito), 630 nucleotides long. Its product is annotated as trypsin-7-like. Gene Ontology annotation, molecular function: serine-type endopeptidase activity. Gene Ontology annotation, biological process: proteolysis. The transcript has a single exon. Bases 1 to 630 code for a protein of 209 amino acids. NCBI's taxonomy places the organism in Eukaryota, Metazoa, Arthropoda, Insecta, Diptera, Culicidae. The record is from RefSeq and is a predicted model, not a curated record.
AUGGCAGCGAUUGCAUACGCGAACCAACACGUUGGAAAUGGUGCCAUCAUUAAUUCAAAGUGGAUUCUAACGUCCGCCAGUGCCGUCUUCUUUGUAGAGGAAGCACUGUACUACGUAAAGGUUGGUGCGGACAGCUUCACGAGCCCAGGCUUUUGGUACGAGGUGUUUCAUAUCUACAGACAUCCAGAGUUCGUCGGCUGGGACUACAAUAUCGCUCUGAUACAGCUGAAAGACAAUGUCAGAUACACUGAGACUGUGAAGCCAAUCGCGCUACCCGGUGACGAUCCAGAAUUCUUCACUGGAAAGUUGCUUUCUUACGGCCAAAAUGAGCAUGGAACGCGGCAUCUUCGCGAGGCUGACUACACAAUCGUCGCUGAUGAUCGUUGCGUUAAUUUUCUAACCGAUAGUUCAGCCAGACAAAUGAUUAUAGAUAAACAGGGAUACUGUCUGUUCGGUCACGACCAGGGACAGUUUUACAGCGAUGCAGGAGCACCGGUGGUCGCGAAUGAUCAACUGUACGGAUUGUUUGCGUUUGCCGAGCACCAUGGUGGCGUUAAUGAUGGAUCCGUUGCGACACGCGUAUUCAAGUUUACGACAUGGAUUCAGGAAAAGAUGACGCAAAUAGGUUAA